Messenger RNA from Anopheles nili, 642 nucleotides. Its product is annotated as glutathione S-transferase D4-like. The record is from RefSeq and is a predicted model, not a curated record. Gene Ontology annotation, molecular function: glutathione transferase activity. Gene Ontology annotation, biological process: glutathione metabolic process. Lineage: Eukaryota; Metazoa; Arthropoda; Insecta; Diptera; Culicidae. The transcript has 2 exons. The coding region runs from base 7 to 642 and encodes 211 amino acids.
UCCGCCAUGCAGCUGUACUUCAACAUCGUAUCCCCACCGUGCCAGAGCGUGAUGCUCUUGGCCAAAAAACUCGACAUAACACUCGACAUGAAGGAGGUGAACCCUCAUUUGGAAGAAGUGCGCGAAGAACUAAAGAAGUUCAAUCCUCAACACACAAUUCCAACGUUCAUCGACACCGAUGGCCACGUCGUCUGGGAAUCGUACGCCAUCGCCAUCUAUCUGGUGGAAAAGUACGGCAAGGACGAUUCGCUGUACCCACGCGAUCCUGCCGUGCGUUCCGUCGUCAACCAGCGGCUGUUCUUCGACAACGGGGUUAUGUUUCCGAGUGCGAUCGAUUAUGCCAACUGUUUGCUGAAGAAAAAGCAGCAACCGUCGAAGGAGAUGCUGGAAAAGCUCGAGAAGGCGCUUGGUUUGCUGGAAAACUUUGUCCAAAAGCGUGCGUUUGUCGCGGCCGAACAGCUGACGAUCGCCGAUCUUUGUGUGCUGAGCAGCAUUACGCUGCUCGGUGGUUUGAAGUACGAGCUGGAGGCCUAUCCGGCGGUGAAGGGUUGGAUCGGUCGGGUUACGAGCCAGUUCCCGGAUUACGCCGAGUUCCACCGGGAGUUGGAGGAGAAAAGUAUGGCGUACAUUAAAACGCUUUAG